CUGAAGCUAUGAGACACGUAUCUCUGCCACGCCACGCUAUUCUUCAUAUUUAAGCACACAAGGAAAUACGCUACGAACAUCCUUUUCUUUUUUUCUUUUUUUAUUUCCCUUAAAAACAGCAGCAUAGAUUCUCCGGAUAAUAUCUUGUCGGUGCCAAUUAUGGAUAUUGAUCCUCGGCAAUACGAGAAUGUCGCCAUUAAUGACAGUGAUAUCCACAACAUUGUCCUGUCAUAUCUUGUCCACAAUUGCUUCAAAGACACUGUGGAAUCUUUUACUUCCUCAACUACAAUGAGGCAGUCAGUUGAUCAUCUCGAGGACAUGGAGAAAAGAAAAAAAAUAUUUCAUUCUGCAUUAGAGGGGAAUGCUUUGGAGGCCAUUGAGUUGACUGGACAGAUUGCACCUGACUUAUUGGAGAAAAAUAAGGACUUACAUUUUGAUCUUUUAAGCCUUCGUUUUGUUGAACUUGUGUGCUCAAGGAAAUGCACAGAAGCGCUUGGAUUUGCUCAAUCAGAGUUGACUCCUUUUGGGAAGGUGCAGAAACACCUGAAAAAACUUGAGGAUUUUAUUGCUCUACUGGCAUAUGAAGAGCCAGAGAAAUCCCCAAUGUUUCAUCUUCUAAGCUCGGAGUACCGGCAGCAUGUUGCAGAUAGUCUAAAUCGAGCCAUUCUUGCACACGCCAACCUGCCGAGCUAUUCUGCAUUAGAAAGGCUAGUACAGCAGAUGACAGUUGUUAGACAAUGCUUGGGUGAAGAGUGUGGAAAGGAAGGGCAUCCGCCAUUUUCUCUCAAGGACUUCGUAAAAAGCUAGUUGAACAGUUUGCCUUGCAGUGGAAGAUGCAGUAUGAGUCAGGAUAAAGUUGCCAUGCAUAUGGUUCUUGUUGAUCUCGAGUUAAUGGACAUCUUGCAGAUUUGCAGUUAUAUGGCAAUUGCAUGGCUUCUGUAGUUUUGUUGUUCGAAUGCGAGGGUUCUUCAGUAAAAAGAAGUUUACAAUGCAGUAACCUUCUCCUUCCAGCCUCUGAAACCAAUUUUCUUUUCCCUCCUGAAACAUGGCUACCUUCAUCUGGAUUGAUGAAGGCAAGGCCCCAGGGAUCGGUGGCUUUUACUUGUUCCUGACUAUAUAGCGGUGUAGAGCUGUGGGAUGUGGUUUUGCCUAAGGAUUGCUGGUAUAACAGAUUCAAUCAGAUUUUAGUUGUCUUAUCUCCUCUUUGCUUGAACGAUUUAGGUGCUGUCCCAGGUUACCAACGAGAAGUUCUGUGAAAAAUGGGCGGAGGCAUUGCUAUUUUCAAUCGAGCAAAUUCAGCUAUAGAGGAAUAUUUGUUUUUGUUAAAUCGUUUUGUUGUAUAUUCUGUUCAAUAGGUGAGUAGUGUUUAUCUCUGGUGAUGAUUUUUUCUGCAUUUUCACACUCUUUUGAACUCGAUGAAUCUCUGCAAAAGGAACGUCUUUACCAGUUUACGUGGGCUCACCUUUAGAUAGGGAAAAAAUAAGGAGCAACAACGAGCCCUAGUAAACCAACUACCUCUAGAGUAGUUGGCCACCAUAUGUCUCGUGAGGUGGGAUGUUAAGGGUUGAAAUCUUGUCUUUUAUAAAAAUUGUUAUUUACUGUGGCUUUUCUUAAA
Messenger RNA from Coffea eugenioides, 1615 nucleotides. RefSeq names its product glucose-induced degradation protein 8 homolog. Lineage: Eukaryota; Viridiplantae; Streptophyta; Magnoliopsida; Gentianales; Rubiaceae. Gene Ontology annotation, biological process: cytoskeleton organization; cell surface receptor signaling pathway. The transcript has 7 exons. Bases 160 to 807 code for a protein of 215 amino acids. The record is from RefSeq and is a predicted model, not a curated record. Gene Ontology annotation, cellular component: cytoplasm. Gene Ontology annotation, molecular function: protein binding.